GAGUAGGCCAGCCGCCGCGUGCACGGCGCUCGUCAGUCGCCGCCGGUUCCGGGCAGGAGCACUUUCGCUGUUCCGCUGCGGGACAUGUCCACCGGCCCGUGAGGUUGUGCGCGACAGUUCCCCCCUGGCGACCUUGGCUGCGCCAUGCUCAAGGGAUGGUUCGACGCCUUCCGCACCGAGGGUGGACCGACGCUCUACGCGUAUGCCAACAGGACCGCGGUGACAGAGGACAUGCGGAAUAUUCUCAUAUACGUCUGCUUCUCGACGCUCUUCAUCGCCUUCAUCAUCGUCUUCCCGGGGAUACGCAAAGAGAAAUUAUCAACCUUCAUCAGCGUCACAAUAAGCCUGCUUGUCGGGGCUGUCGUACUAACCUGCAUCUACGGCAGCGAUUGGCACGUGGCCAGCGCCGUGGUGUCUAGUCCGUACCGUGCUUUCUCGGCUGACCGCAUUUCCGCCCGGGUCGGCGUCCACAUAGGACUCAACAGUGUCAACAUCACUCUUCGCGCUAUGCCAAGGUACAGCAAGAAAGAAGAGAUCAACUUCAAUGAGAGGUUCACGUGGCUUGGACCGACGCAGGUCAAGCAGGACUACCGAGAGGCGCUCGUCAAAGGCCUUCCGUUCCCCAUCUUGACUAUUGGCGAGUACUUGAGCCAGGACCUGGAAGGGUUCUGCUGGGGCCGUCGCUACCGCCUCGCCGGUCACUACGCUUUCAUCCUGCUCUGGACUUCCCUGGCGCUGUGGCUACUCAUGAACGUGCUGCUGUGCGCCGUGCCCAGGUAUGGCGCUUACGCCAUGCAGCUCACCGGCGCCGUGAUGCUGCUCAGCGGCGCCCUCUACGCGUCGCUGCUGCCGGCACGGCCACUGGUCAUCCCCUUCGAGGGCGGCCUGCUCCGCUUCACCUUCGGCUGGUGCUUUUGGGCGGUGCUCGGAGCAGGGUCAGUCGCAGCAUUCUGUGGGCUCUCGAUUGUGGUGCUUGACAUUUUCUUCCCGAACAAGUUCUCUACAAUUCUCGAAGUUGACUACGACACGCCUUACCGAUACUUCGUGGGCCAGGACUGCGUUACAGACCGCAAAACCAGCACAGUCACUUCCCCAGACGGCGACAAGGUUAACGUCGAGGGCGGUGAACCCGUGGCUGAGGCAGCGUCCUAUCGUUCAACGGGAAUUGUGAAUGCAGCUUACGAAGACAGCGACGACGGAAGCAUCGUUGUCCACGGAAAGCGCGCCGUGUCCCUGCACAACUUUGGGAAGUAUGCGGCCAAGGAGGAGCGACGACGCAGCUUCGCGCCCACCAAACGAUCCAGCUUCACAGUGACGACAUCGAAAGACGUGAACAUCGACCUCCAGUCGGCAGCCAUGUGGUGACCAGACGACCUGGCAGGCUCCCGUGCCUGUCACCGACGCUCGAGCAACAUCGACACUUCUCAUGCUCAAUGCCGCUGUGCGGGACGGCGCUCUUUGAAG
Dermacentor andersoni is the source of this 1464-nucleotide messenger RNA. RefSeq names its product dual oxidase maturation factor 2-like. Gene Ontology annotation, biological process: protein transport. Lineage: Eukaryota; Metazoa; Arthropoda; Arachnida; Ixodida; Ixodidae. The record is from RefSeq and is a predicted model, not a curated record. Gene Ontology annotation, cellular component: endoplasmic reticulum membrane.